AUGUCUAACCCCAGAGCGGCAGUGCUCCAGUGCCCUGGCGGCGGGAGCUCGGAGGCAUCGCUCGCGGCGAAGCUAAGCCUCCCAGUCAGGCCCAUCGAAGAUUGGCCUGAGGAUCACUGCGUCCUGCCGGGAUGCAGGUUCUCUUUCCUGCCCGCAAAGUAUCGGGCUCCCGUCGCGCUCCCACCGAUGAAAGUCGUCAAGGCUGUCAGUGAGCCCAAGCUGGGGCUUGGGCGUCGAAAGCGCAAGAGUGCCAAGCGCCAGGAGCUGCCAAUGCCAGAGAGCGUCCCGGGGUGCUACGGCGACUUCUGCCGAGCGGAAUUCCGCUUCCCGAACAGCUUGAAGGACAUCCAGCUGCUUGACGAUGCCUGGACCAGGCAAGGAAGGGAGCUCUGCAGCAAGAAGGUAUCUCUGUUCUCGGAUGUGACCCUGGGCCCUGUGCUCGAGCCAGAGGAGCUGGUCGCUUGCUUGGAGCACGAUCCGGAGCCGGGAGAGAAGCCGAGAGGCGAAAGAGGCGAAGAGCCGAAGGCCCGCUCGCGCCGGGCUGUGGCAGAUCCGCUUCCUGGCCAGGUCUGCUUCUCCGUGAUCAUGGAAGCUCGCAGUCAUCCCACCCUUUGCGGAUGGCUGGAAGCGCUAAGCUGGCGACUGGACCCCAAAGAUGCCGUGACCGUGACCAACGCAGCAGCCAAGCUGCAGACGGAUGAGCAACAAGGGGGUGGAUACGUCUCCAAGCGCAUGGACCGCUCUUUGGCUGGUUUCAGGUACAGGCUCAAAGUGGUGCCAGUGUGCCGAACAUGCGCGUCAGUUUACAAAAUCGUUCAUGACGUCAUUAGCAUGAUCCGAGUGCAGAGGAAGGACCUUUGGGCAGCGCGGGAGCUGCGGCGAAGACGCCAGGAGGAGGAGGAAGAGAGGGAGCGAAUCAAGCAAGCGGAGAUCGAACGCAUGCUCGCCUAUCAGAGCCAGAGGGCCUCGCGGUCGAGCCCCCGCCCGAAGGCUGCAUCCGUUAUGCUCAGACAGAGCCUCUUUCUGGAGCCAGACGUGCAGGAGUUGCUCCGACUGAUCCCCGACUCUCCGAGCGCUGGGACGCCUCCGGCCUUCCGGCCAAUCGCGGAGCCUCUAGGUGAAGAGCUGGAGACAGAGACGCAGCAACUCCGCCGGUCCAUCAGGCGCCGGAGGAAGGGGGAAGCAGAGGUAAGCAGUCCAGUCGUGGCCGACAGGCAGUAUCAGACUCAUACCCACUUGGCUGGGCCCUUUGCCGACUCAAACGCCGGCUCUCAAAGCAUCCUUCAAGUGCAGGCAAUGACGGAUGGCUUUUUGCCGCCACCGACGAAGCCUGUGCCGGGCUUGGAAGAGUGGAGGCAGCGACUCGAGGCAGCCUUCCGACGCUCGGCCACUGCACCAGCCUUGGCUUCGCUGGUCCCGGAGUCGACGAGGGCCUCGGAGUGUUCAGGGCAAGAUGGCCCUGAUGGGGCUUCGAGUGCCUGCGAGCAGCUCGACGAGAGCCCGAACUUCGCCGAGGGGCUGCCAGUCCCUGUCCCCGACACCCAGUGGGAGGAGGACUUUCGUGCAGAGUUGUACCGCCUCGAUUUGGAGCGUCUGGAGAGUGAGCAGCGCCUCCAGGCUCAGCAGCUGGAAGAGUUGGAGAGGCUACCGGCCCUUCAAGGAGGCGUCAGCCCAGAGCUUCAGCUUUGCCGCGAGUCUGUGCUGGCUUUGAGGCAAGCUCACCAAGAGCUUCGUUCGGAACUUGCUGCCGUCGUGCGAGCAUUGCCGGCAUCACAGCAGGAUGCGACAACCGGCUGCCAGCUGCUGUGA
This is a messenger RNA of Symbiodinium sp. CCMP2592, 1809 nucleotides long. NCBI's taxonomy places the organism in Eukaryota, Dinophyceae, Suessiales, Symbiodiniaceae. The record is from the annotation of a GenBank genome assembly.